Messenger RNA from Lachancea mirantina, 1206 nucleotides. Lineage: Eukaryota; Fungi; Ascomycota; Saccharomycetes; Saccharomycetales; Saccharomycetaceae. The record is from the annotation of a GenBank genome assembly.
AUGGUUGCUGCCAAGGAGGUCGAGUUGACUCCUGUUCAACAGAAGGUCGCUGAGGUCGUACAGCAUGAACUCAUCGAUCCACAUUUCAACUACAAUGACAGCGACUUCGAAAUACUGUCCACUAUCAGAUACGAUUCACAUUUUACGUCAUAUCCGGACAACGGGGAGCCAGCAGCCUCCAAAUCUAACAACAAGCCACCUUCUCAAUCGGAAGUUGACCCAAGAAUUUGUCUUUUGAGCGAAAAUGAACCCUUUAAUGCCAGCAUUGAAAGCGACCUGUUUCUGGAUUUUGUCACGCAACAAGCGCCUGGCGACGAUGAGAGGUCUCUGGAAGAGAUUUUAGGAAUUUUCAACGAGGCGCAGAACACCGUUGUGCCCUUGACACCUCCAAUCGAAGUCGACAGUCCAAACGACGACGAGAACUUAGAAGCACUGUGGAAGAUUUUCUACAAUCGAUUUUUGCUCCUAGGAGAACAUUUCAAGCGUUUGAAUUUGGCAUUGGAGUUUUUUGGGUGGAACUUUCAUGUCCCGCUUCAAUUGCUGCUCGAAAAGCUGGUACAAGCACUUCCAAGCGAUCACGCCCAUGAUGACGAUUCUCCUGCGGCCAAAAUGCGCAUUAUGCUCAGCGAACCUAGUAAGUACAAGAUGCGGGUCUUGUUGUCAAGUUCUGGCAAAAUGAGAAUUGAAGCGCAUCCGCUAGCGGCGCCGAAACUUCCACCACAACAUCCGUCCCAAUAUUUCAUCAAUGAGGUUUUGAGCGGGUUUUUGCCCGAAGGUCCUAAUAUCUGGAACGUAUAUAUCGAUUCAAAACCAAUGCCGAUUUCCCCGUUCACCACUUUCAAGACCACCAAGAGAGAUCAUUACACUGAGGCUAGAAACCGUUUGAGCGAAAUGGCACAGAAAGAUGGGAACUCGUUAUCGAAUUCCGAAAUAUUAGUAUACAACAGUGCCUUUGAACUAAUGGAGGGUACCAUCACGAAUGUCGCCCUAUUUCGCCAAAAUGAUGGCCAACAAUAUUACUAUGCGACGCCAUUAUUGUCGUCUGGGUGCUUAUGUGGAGUGAUGCGUUACUACCUUUUGAAAAAGAAGCUCAUAUGCGAAGAGUCAUUGGAUGUGCGAGACCUGAAAGACGGUGAUGUAGUACUUCUCUUCAAUGGCGUCAUGGGUUGUGUCAAGGGACUCAUUAAAACUAAGCCCGCACUCUAA